Microplitis mediator is the source of this 6415-nucleotide messenger RNA. Its product is annotated as receptor-type guanylate cyclase Gyc76C-like. The record is from RefSeq and is a predicted model, not a curated record. Gene Ontology annotation, molecular function: peptide receptor activity; ATP binding; guanylate cyclase activity. The coding region runs from base 954 to 5429 and encodes 1491 amino acids. Lineage: Eukaryota; Metazoa; Arthropoda; Insecta; Hymenoptera; Braconidae. The transcript is spliced from 19 exons. Gene Ontology annotation, biological process: cGMP biosynthetic process; protein phosphorylation; receptor guanylyl cyclase signaling pathway.
UAUCGUCGCGGUCCCCGCAAUCGCACAGUCAGUAAAACGUAAAUACAAAUUUUUUCGUGUCUAAAAAUCCGGAUACAUUUUUUAAAAAUACAUAUAUAUUUAAACAUUACCACACAUUAAAUUUAUAUAUAUAUAUAUAUUAUAAAUAUAUAUAAAUAUUUAUUUUAAUUACCAAGUAAAUUUUUUUUUUUAAAUUUAAAUUAAAAUUUUUUUACUGAUAGCGUAAUUUAAAAAAUAUAGUAAUAGUAAAGAAAGGGAAGUUGUUUUGACGAAUUGGCGCGGAAGUGGCUACAAGUUUAGUGCUGGGGAAAGGCAAAAAAAAAGAGAGAGAUAAAAAUAAAGAAAGAUAUAUAGGAUAAUAAAAAAUAAAUAAGGAGUAAAGUGCGUCGUCGAUCGCGCGAUUUCAAGCGUUUCUCUGCGCUAUAUAUAUAUAUGUAUGUAUAUGUAUAUGUAUAUAUAUUUUUUUUAUUAAUUGAGUGAUACGAAAAAUAAUAUAUGAAGUUUAGUGCAUGGGUUUGUAAUAUGCGGUGAUAUUUAAAAAUAAAAAUAAAACUUAGAUCAGUUAUGCGGAAGAAAUCUUAUCGGUUCUAUUGACAGUUGACAGUUUUUUGAGUGCGGGAUAAAAGUGUUGAGGUCAAAGGAACAAAAGUGUAGUAAAGUUUAAAAAAAAGUUUUUAGUUUAUAUAUAUUUAUAUUUAUGUUAAUUUUUAAUAAUAUAUAUAAUGAUGUGCUAAACAUCAUUCCGAUUUGUGGAUUGGAUUACCAUGCUGGACGCGGCCACAUGUCACAGGUGGCUGCAGUUAGACGUUAAGUCUAUUCCCGAGCCAGAAAACAAUUGGCCAAGAUAUGUACUCGAAAUAGCUAAAAGAAUAAAAUCAUCUUCUUGUAGAAGACAACCUGUCAUGUUGUUCAGGUGAGCAGAAGGGAGGCGCUGACCGGUGGCGGCGGCGGCCAUGCGCCCCGGCCCGCCAUCACCGAGCCGCCGCAGGCCUCCCCGUCGCCAGAAGCAUUUGCCUGACUACUCAAGGAUCCAUCAUCAUCAUCACCAUCAUUAUCAUCAUCGUCAUCACCACCCGUACCAUCAUCAUCACCAUCAUCAACACCGUCUUCAGUACCGUAAUCAAGUAUCAGGUGGUCGACAAAGCGCAAAAGCUAUUUUGCUUCUGUUGCUACUGGUGUUUGAUUCCUGUGUUGCUCUAGUGGAUACAGAUGGCUUUGGAGAAUAUUCGAAAAAUCGUACACUGCCGCCCACACCGAUCUCCACCAUGUCAACCGGCCUGUCUUUGCAAUCAGAUGCUGCAGUUUAUCCGAAACCGAUUGCCAGUCGGAAGCCGCAGAACCUCACCGUUGGGUAUCUGACUGCUAUCAAGGGUGGACUCAAAGAAAGACAGGGGUUAGCAAUAUCUGGGGCUAUGUCUAUGGCUAUUGAUGAGAUUAAUAAUGAUCCAAAUAUUUUACCAAAUGUAAGGCUGGUGAUGCGAUGGAACGACACAAAGGGAGAAACAGUCGAGGCAACCAAGGCGAUGAUCGACAUGAUUUGCGAAGGAGUCGCGGCUUUUUUUGGACCAGAAGGAAAUUGUUUCGUUGAGGCAACUGUUGCUCAGUCAAGGAACAUUCCUAUGAUUAGUUAUAAAUGUUCCGACUACAAAGCUUCAUCGGUGCCAACUUUUGCAAGAACAGAACCACCAGACAUACAGGCGUCUAAAUCAGUGAUUGCACUUUUACUACACUAUGGAUGGACAAAAUUUUCAAUCAUAACUGAGAAAGAUUGGUCGACAGUAGCGGAAUCAUUGCAGAAACAGGCAAUUUCUAAUAAUUUGACAAUAAAUCAUUACAAAAUGGUUGAAGACCGACAUAAGUGUUGUGAAGAAAAACUUGUUUGCUGUCAGAAUGUCUGGUUUCAAUUGAUUCAAGAAACAAAAAAUAUGACAAGAAUUUAUGUAUUUAUGGGUACGUCACCAUCACUCAUUGAAUUAAUGUAUGCGAUGCAGAAUCAACGAUUAUUGGACAAUGGCGAGUACAUGGUGAUCCAUGUUGACAUGAUGACGUAUUCACAGAAAGAAGCAAGCAAGUACUUAUGGAAACCAAACGACUUGAAUACUCUGAAAAAUUGUCUGGACAUAAAAGAUUUUCUGAAGCGCGCACGGUCACUUCUAGUGGUAGCUCUGACUCCGCCAAUUCAAAGUUAUGAAAAUUUUACCGAAAAAGUUCGCGAGUACACAAGCAAAGAGCCAUUUAAUUUUUUCAUACCCGACUUAUUUAACUAUUCAAAUUUUGAAAAAUAUGUGUCUAUUUACGCGGCAUAUUUGUAUGACUCUGUAAAACUAUAUGCGACUGCACUUGACCAAUUGUUGCGCGAACAGCCAGAUCGUACGCUCGAAGAAAUAGCCAGCAAUGGCACCCAAAUUAUCGAAACGAUAAUACGGAGGCAUACUUAUCAAAGCGUCAGUGGACAGACAAUAAAACUUGACAAACAUGGCGACUCGGAAGGUAAUUUUUCAGUCCUUGCGCUCAAAAAAGAACAUUUUCAUUUUGUUGCCAGUCUGAAUUCAUUACCUGUCAAUUUUUCCUGUGAAUAUCAAAUGAAACCUGUGGGAUUAUUUCAACAGGGUGAAGCUCUAGUAUACAGGCCAUCGGAGUCGAUGGAAUGGCCUGGGAAAAAUAAGCCAGAAGCUGAACCCGGUUGUGGUUUUCUUAAUGAACAUUGUCCUAAAGAUGAUACUCAUGGGCACAGUAUUAUUGCAGCUGCAAUACUCGCUAUUAUUUUAUUCUGCGUUGCUGUAAUAACAAUGAGUAUAUACAGACGGUGGAAAAUUGAACAGGAAAUAGAAGGUCUUUUGUGGAAAAUAGAUCCUAGUGAUAUACACGGUUAUCCUCAUCUUGAUAAUCUCAUGUCUUCACCUAGUAAAUUAAGUUUAGUUAGCGCGAUGUCUUAUGAAUCAAGAUGUGGUGGUCAAGUAUUUGCACAAACGGGGCAUUAUCAUGGAGUUGUUGUAAGAAUAAAAGAACUUAAAUUUACCAAGAAAAAAGAUGUAUCACGUGAUGUAAUGAAAGAAAUGCGUGUAUUACGUGAAAUAAGACACGGUAAUCUUAAUUCAUUUAUCGGUGCUUGUGUUGAACCGACAAGAAUAUUAUUAAUUACCGACUAUUGUGCCAAAGGAAGUCUUUACGAUAUAAUUGAAAAUGAAGAUAUUAAGUUAGAUGAUAUGUUCAUUGCAUCAUUAGUUCAUGAUCUCAUUAAGGGUAUGCUGUAUAUUCACGAAUCGUCCGUGCUAGUCUGUCAUGGUAAUUUAAAGUCUUCAAAUUGUGUUGUUACUUCCCGAUGGGUACUUCAAGUUUCGGAUUUUGGUCUUCAUGAUAUGCGGCAUUGUGCCGAAUCUGAAAGUAUUGGCGAACAUCAGUAUAAUCGAAAUUUAUUUUGGAAAGCACCAGAAUUGCUAAGAGAUCCCAAUGCACCUAUCAGAGGUACACAGGAAGGUGAUAUUUACUCUUUUGCCAUAAUACUUUUUGAAAUAGUCGGUAGAAAAGGACCAUUCGGAGGAGUUAGUUUGGAACCCAAAGAAAUAAUAGACAGAGUAAAAAAAUACCCAGAAGAUGGCGAGCUGCCAUUUAGACCCAACACCGAAAUCCUAUCGGAAUCCGACGCCGAUUGUCCGGACUACGUUGUAAACACGAUAACAGACUGCUGGGCAGAGUGUCCAGAAUUGCGACCAGAUUUCAAGACAAUCAGAACGCGUUUAAAGAAAAUGAAAGCGGGUAGACACCGUAAUAUUAUGGAUCAAAUGAUGGACAUGAUGGAGAAGUAUGCCAACAACCUCGAGGAUCUAGUCAGUGAGCGUACGCGCCUUCUCUUCGAGGAGAAACAAAAAACCGAGGAUCUACUUCAUAGAAUGUUACCUGAACCUGUUGCUAAUUGUUUGACCAAUGGAAUUGGUGUUGAACCAGAAGCUUUUGAUUCAGUAACUAUUUAUUUCAGUGAUAUUGUUGGAUUUACAGCCAUGUCUGCUGAAAGUACUCCGUUCCAGGUUGUCAAUUUUCUUAAUGAUUUAUAUACAUUAUUUGAUCGCAUAAUUAAAGGAUAUGACGUUUAUAAAGUUGAAACUAUUGGUGACGCAUAUAUGGUGGUAUCGGGAUUGCCAUUAAAAAACGGGAACAAACAUGCAGGUGAAAUAGCGUCAAUGUCACUAGAACUUCUCAACGCAGUAAAACAUCAUACGAUUGCUCAUCGGCCAAGUGAUACAUUAAAAUUACGAAUAGGAAUUCAUACUGGCCCCGUAGUCGCGGGAGUUGUAGGUCUGACGAUGCCACGUUAUUGUCUUUUUGGAGAUACAGUGAAUACAGCAUCUCGUAUGGAAUCAACAGGUGAACCUUUACGGAUACACAUAAGUGCGCAAUGUAAAGACGUCUUAGACAAAAUUGGUGGCUAUAAUAUCGAAGAACGAGGUCUUGUGCACAUGAAAGGAAAAGGUGACGUUAAAACCUACUGGUUAGUUGGUGCCAAUGAGAAGGCUAUACAAAAGCGUGAGGUGGACAUAAAUGAUUUGCCUCCACUAUUCUGUCGUCCAAGACGAAGUCCAAAAUUGAAUCCCGACUCACGUCAGCCAUCACUCCUCGGAGGACUCGGUGCCGGCAGCAGAAGACAGUCCAGUGUCCCCCGUCCUACCGAAGACUCAGUCUCCCAAUGCGGUAACUCAAGCCCCGUACCUCGUGCAGUCCGCCUCGGAAAAUUCAUCCUCGACAAUAUUUCAAAAAGCACCCACGUCAACACGAGCGUCACAGAACAAGCCGACUUACGCGCCGCUAACAUAAAACUUGCCCUCGAUGAUUUAUUUCUAGACACUAAAGACCAUAAAAAUCCACGUGUGUUGUCAACAAUAGCCUCGUCAUCAACAACAAGCGACUAUCCAUCUCAACUAAUACGAGAAACCCGUUCGCUAGAUCCAUUCCCACUUGCACUAGUGAGGAACGAGUCGUUACGUUUAAGUUGUAAAGAUUUUAAAAAAUUAUGUCGGUCACUAGAAAAUUGUGACAAGUGCACCAGUGGUACGCAAGAUGAUAUCACCGAUAAAGUUAUCAAUAAUAAUUAUCCCAAUGGUGAUUUGCUAAUGGUAUCAUCCCGCAAUGAUCACCAUCAUCAUCAUCAUCAUCAUCAUUCAUCAAACGAAGAAGCAGACACGCCAUUACUCGGUGAUACAACGACUUGUACUGGUGAAAUAGUGACUGCUAAACCCUGGAGAUCAUUAGAUCAAGUGACCCAGGCUUCAACGAACGAUAACGUUACUGAUAAAAAAACAUCUGCUAGAAAUUCAUUAAGAAGUUGGUUCGUUAAUUUUUUUAAUGGUAAUGGACUUAGAAGUAGUGACGUUUCAUUGAGACGUGGAGUCAUUGCUGGUUAUGAUAUACAAUCUGAGCGUGAGAGUAUCGUGUAAAUUUAUUUUAUAUUAUAUAUUAUUAUUAUUAGGUCAUAUAUAUAUAUAUAUAUAAGUAAGUAAUUAUUAUAAAUUUUUUUUUCAGUAAAAUUUCUAAGCGUUAAUUCGACGCUGGUUUAAUUGUUGCCAUUUAUAUUUUUGUUCAUUUUAUUAAAUUUAAUUAAAUAUUAAUUAAUUAAUUAAUUAAUUAAUUAUUAAAAUAGAUAUAGAUUUUAAGUACGUGCAAUUUAUAUAUAUGAAAGUUACCGACAAGUGUAUAUUUUUUAGAUAUUUUCUAAUUUGUACCGUAAAAAAAAAUAAAAAAAAAAAAAUAUAUAUAUAUAUAUAUAGUAAUAAAAUAACAGUAAUAACAAAAUGUUUAUUUAGAUAUUUAGAUUUUUAAUUAAUUAAUUUAUCAAUUGAUUAAUAAUUUUUUUUUCGCGGCCUAAUGAGAGCGAAAUUAAAUAUUUUUUGACGAAGUUCGUCGCAACCAAAGUUUAAAAAUUGACAAAUGAGAUAAUUAUUUGUUGUUUAUUACUUUGACAGAUUAAUUAUAAUUAAUUGAUUGUUGUGUAAUCUAUUAGUUGCAUAAUUAUGUAAUUGUAUGAGUAUAUAAAUUUUUUUUUGUUCACUGAAGGAAAGCAAAUUAUCUGUAUGGCUGUGAAAAGUGAACUGGAUUGUACCUAAGGUGCUAGCAUAAGAAAAAAUAUAUAUCAGCAAUGUCAAAUGUAUAUAACUGAAUAAUAAUAAUUAUAAUAUAAUAAUAUUGAUAAUAAUAAUAAUUAAUCGUUAUAAAUAAAUAAAUAAAUAAAUAAAUAUUAAUAAUUAUGCCAAUAACUGAUAAUAUAUGUAAAAAAAAAUGAUAAAUGUAUAAAUUAAAAAUAAAUAAAAAUAUUAAAUAUGCAGACGCUACGGUUAUAUAUUGUAAUUAAUAUGUAAUGUGUAUUAUAAAUGUACACUACGAUUUAUUGACAUAUUCUUCUUGUAAUAAAAACCAGUUUACCCCA